Molecule: messenger RNA, 732 nt
Organism: Drechmeria coniospora
Lineage: Eukaryota; Fungi; Ascomycota; Sordariomycetes; Hypocreales; Ophiocordycipitaceae
Exons: 2
Coding region: 1-732 (243 amino acids)
Source: RefSeq, a predicted model, not a curated record
AUGGCGUCGAAAGCGGUGAUUCCACGCUUUCUUCUCCCGCUGCAGGGCCCUCUCUGGCGUGGUGUGCGAAUCCCACUCUCACAGAACAUUCGCAUCCGCUUUGCCUCGACCGACAAGGUGCAAAAGCCCAUGGUGCUUGAGAAGCCGGCCAAGUUCAACCCGCCCUCGCACGGAUCGAGGCUCAAGAAGCAAUCGAUGCCGAAGCACUACGGGCCUGAUUUGACGGCAGCCGAGCUCGCCGCUCAGCACAAGCGGGACUAUCCAGGAUUAAUGGCGCCGCAGGGGAGCUGGUCACAUUGGUUCUGGCAUAGCCGCCUCUUGCAUACCUUCAUUACGAUGGGGACCCUUCUGGCCAUGGGCAUAUACACCUUUUUCAUGAACUAUGCCUACAAUUCGCCCUUCAAAGACCUUGUGCCCCCCUUCUCGGACCUCUGGCAUCAACCGGCCUACUUUUUCACGCAGUGGAAGAAUGUGAUCCUCAUGCACGAAAAGGACAAGGGACUCAAGGCCGUCGAGCAGCGCACGCGCCACGUGGACGACGUCGCCAAACGGCGGUACUACAUGAAGAUGCACGGCAUCGAGGCCAGGGACCCCAUAUCCAUGGUGUUUGGCAAGGACGAGGGCAAGAAAGUGGUGGACGGUGGACCGGCGGCCGAGGGUGGUGAGCAGCGGUCCGAGGUGGAAUCGGAAGAAAAGCCAGGGCAGAGGAAGAAGUGGUUUGGUAUCUUGUAG